Molecule: messenger RNA, 1491 nt
Organism: Neltuma alba
Lineage: Eukaryota; Viridiplantae; Streptophyta; Magnoliopsida; Fabales; Fabaceae
Product: transcription factor MYB119-like
Exons: 5
Coding region: 1-1491 (496 amino acids)
Biological process (GO): regulation of DNA-templated transcription
Cellular component (GO): nucleus
Molecular function (GO): DNA-binding transcription factor activity, RNA polymerase II-specific; RNA polymerase II cis-regulatory region sequence-specific DNA binding
Source: RefSeq, a predicted model, not a curated record
AUGGGUCUCUAUGAAUCUGAAGCAGAAUUUGCUACUGAUAGCAGCACUGAAUGGAGCCUUAUUUGGAGGUUGCAACUUGGAAACUUUGGCAUUGGCGAAAUGAAUUCAUCUUUAAAGGGGAGACUCAGAAACCUCAUGAACCAGCACUGUGCCUAUGAAGCAGAAGAUGGGCAAUGCUUAAGUCAUCACGGUGACAAAACCAAGUCCUUAAUUCUGCUUUCCUUUGGAGCGGCUUCCAUGGAAGGCCAGAGCCACAUUAUGAUGCCUCUGACCGAUAAUCCUCCCGCCACUUCCAUGUACCGGCGAUCUUCUUCUUCUUCAUCAGGGCCUCCUCUGAGCGCCAUAGACAGGUUCCUGUGGGGCCAACUCAGUCACCUUUCUGCUCUGUGGCCUAACAGUGACGACAUAGAAGCAAGUUUAAUGGAUGGGUUUAUAGCGAAUAAUGAAGCCCAUCAGAUGAUGAUACCUACAGUACUGAAGAAACAAGUGCAAGUUCUGGGGAAGAAUAAAGCUACUGGUAAUACAACGGUGGCAGGGAAGAGAAUCAAUAAGAAAGGGUCUUCUUCUGCGUCGUUGAUCAAAGGACAGUGGACUGAUGAAGAAGACAGGAAACUGGUGAAGCUGGUGAAUGAAUACGGGGUGAGGAAAUGGGCUCAGAUAGCUGAGAAUUUGGAGGGAAGAGCUGGGAAGCAAUGCAGAGAGAGAUGGCAUAAUCAUUUACGUCCUGAUAUUAAGAAGGAUAGUUGGAGUGAGGAAGAAGAGAAAAUAUUGGUAGAAACACAUGCAAAGGUAGGGAAUAGGUGGGCAGAGAUAGCGAAGAGAAUUCCAGGAAGGACAGAGAACGCAAUCAAGAACCAUUGGAAUGCCACCAAAAGGAGACAGAACUCCAAGAGAAACCACAAAUCUGCAAACAAAACCUCCAACAACAAUGGAAGAAAGCCUCCUUCUUCCAUUCUUCAAGAUUACAUCAAAAGCAAGACCCUCUCCAAUAAUAAUAACCCCACCAUUAUUGGCAAUGACGACCACCUUCAGGGCCCAACUGAUGAAAACCAAUUCAAGCUUGUGGUUUCUGAUCAUCAAGAUCCCUCUCAUGAACCUGUGAUGGCUGAAGCAUUUGAUGAUGAACUUCUCUUCAUGCAACAGUUCUUCCAGGACAAUUAUCAGAAUCAGCAGGUUCAGUCCACUUUGGAUUUUUAUCGAACAGAUGCUGGGCAUGAGGGGUAUCUUCCUGAGCAGAGUGUUGCUGCUACCAUUGGUGCUCCCGUGAAACAAUACCAUCAUCAUUCUGAUCUGUUUCUGGCUCAGUUAUUGAAUGGGGUUGGUUAUAAUUCACCCAUUUUCUGCUGUGAUUAUGGAAAAGAUCAAAAUUUCAACAUGGGUUUGCAGGUAGAGGAUGAUCAGCAAUCUUGGUAUGAAGCAAAGAGAGAGAUGGAUUUGAUGGAACUGGUUUCCUCUCAGCUUUCAACUAGUAGCAGCAAUAGAAGCUUCUAG